Messenger RNA from Aspergillus mulundensis, 2181 nucleotides. RefSeq names its product putative ATP dependent RNA helicase. The transcript has 4 exons. Gene Ontology annotation, cellular component: catalytic step 2 spliceosome; intracellular anatomical structure. The coding region runs from base 1 to 2181 and encodes 726 amino acids. Gene Ontology annotation, molecular function: RNA binding; ATP binding. NCBI's taxonomy places the organism in Eukaryota, Fungi, Ascomycota, Eurotiomycetes, Eurotiales, Aspergillaceae. The record is from RefSeq and is a predicted model, not a curated record.
AUGAUUGCGGUGCUUGGGGCUGGCUGGCUGCGAUUGAUCAUUGGAGGCCGAGUCAAAGCUCCGAGCCUCCGACCCCGAGCAUCAGCCACUGGUGACUGCGGUGACGUUGAGGCACGUGACACUGGCACUAAAACCGGGAACAUCCAAAGGCUGUUCAAAAACGAACAGAGGAAGAUGGACCUAGACGUCGGGACGAGCUUUAUUCCGUCCCUAUACAAACCCCCUUCCUUGCUUCCUAUUGCGAGGCACAAGGAGAGUUUACUAUAUCUCGUGGAGACGUAUCCGGUCACCAUUGUCGUCGGGCAGACUGGAAGCGGGAAAACCACACAAUUACCACAGUAUCUUGACCAGGCAGGAUGGUGUGUCGCGGGGAAAGCCAUUGCAGUGACCCAGCCUCGUCGAGUAGCCGCUACCACGGUAGCGGCCCGUGUGGCAGAAGAAAUGCGUUGCAAGUUGGGCGAGGACGUAGGCUAUUCGAUUCGUUUCGAAGACCAAACGUCUGCUACGACGAGAAUUAAAUUCUUGACGGACGGGAUGCUGCUAAGAGAGGCUCUUGUAGACCCUCUUCUAUCCCGAUAUUCGGUUAUCAUGGUCGAUGAGGCACAUGAGAGAUCAUUAAGCACUGACAUACUCUUGGGUAUUCUUAAAAAGAUACUCAAGAGACGUCCUGACCUUCGUGUUAUCGUCAGUAGCGCUACCCUGCAAGCGGAAGGCUUCUUACGCUUCUUUGCUGGAGAUGACUUCCGGCAGUAUUCCAAUGGUGAAAUUGGCGGAAUUGCUGGAAGAAUCAUAAGCCUUGAAGGUCGAAUGUAUCCGGUUGAUACUCUUUUCCUUGAGUCGCCAGCAGAAGAUUAUGUGGAGCGAAGUGUGAAGACCGUGUUUGAUAUACACCUGCAGGAAGGUGAAGGCGAUAUUCUGAUUUUUCUAACUGGCAGAGAAGAGAUCGAAACAGCAAUUCAAUUGAUUACUGAUCGUGCUGCAACACUUCAUCCGAAGUCUCAGUCUCUGCUACCGCUCCCUCUCUAUUCCGGUCUUACAACUGACCAGCAAAUGUAUGUCUUUGAACCGGCGCCGGAGAAUACGCGGAAGGUGAUAGUAUCGACGAAUAUCGCCGAGGCCUCGGUUACUAUCAACGGAAUCGUCUACGUUAUAGAUUGCGGGUUCGCGAAACUGAGAGCAUACAAUCCUAGCACGAGUAUCGAGACGCUGACAGCAGUGCCAAUCUCGAAGGCCGCCGCGGUUCAGCGCGCCGGCCGAGCUGGAAGAACCAAGCCUGGGAAAUGCUUCCGUCUAUAUACACAGCAGGUAUACGAACAAUUACCCGAGGAUACCAUACCAGAGAUUCAACGAUCAAACCUCGCUCCUGUCAUAAUGCAGCUAAAAGCUCUGGGAAUAGACAAUAUCGUCCGGUUCGACUUCCUGACUUCGCCUCCUGCAGACCUUGUGAUACGUGCAGUCGAGCUCCUCUAUUCAUUGGGGGCCGUUGACGACUACGCGAAGCUUACGAAACCGCUAGGUAUGCGAAUGGCAGAACUUGCUGUUGACCCCAUGAUGGCGAGGGUCCUCCUUUCCGCACAGCCUUUUGGCUGUUUGAGUGAGAUUUUGACCAUCGCCGCUAUGGUCAGCCUUCAGGGAGCAGUAUGGGUCCAACAUGACGGGGAUAAAAGGUCGCCUGAGAGCCAACGCAGGAAGUUUGCUGUUGAGGAAGGUGACCACCUUACAUAUCUUAAUGUAUAUCAGGCAUUUGUCACCAAGGGAAACAGAGAUCCCAAAUGGUGCCGAGACAACCUCUUGAACUACCGGUCCUUGCUACGAGCUGUGAGCGUCAGGGCACAACUCAAAAGAUAUCUUGAACGCUUUGGCAUCCAGACUGACGAAAGCCUUCCUUCUCAACAUAGGCAAGUCAAUCUAGCAAAGCCUGGUGAGAAGAUACAGCGAUGCCUAACAACGGGCUACUUUUCCCAUGCCGCAAGAAUGCAACCUGAUGGCACCUUCAAGACAGCCAGUGGCGACAUGACCUUUCACGCUCACCCAAGCUCCUUGAUGUUUAACCGGAAAGCAGACUGGGUCAUCUUCCAUGAGAUAAUUCAAACAGGCAAAAAGACAUUUAUCCGGGACAUCACCAAGAUAGAAAAGAGCUACCUUCUCGAGUAUGCUCCAAACUACUACAGUGUACAGUGA